AAAAUAUUAACAUGAAAGCAACCCCUGUCCAAGCCAAGACAAACCAAAAAUCAUAUUCAAAAGUGAUCCUGAAAUCUCAAUCUCUUCGAACAUUCAAGCUAAACAAGGCCAAGAGGAGGUCUAAAUCAAAGCGUGGACCAAGAAGUCUUCCAAGGAAAGCUGAGAAUGGGAUUCUUCCCAUGCUCCACGACCCAUUGAAAAAGACUCUAGUACUUGACCUGGAUGAGACCCUCAUCCAUGCUGAUGAGACCAAGAGUUUCAACUACCAAAAGGUCGUCUACGAGCAAGAUAGCGCAACAAGGACGAAGCAUUACAUGAGCACACGGCCUGGCUUAGAAGAGUUUCUAACAAGAAUGGCCAAGUUUUAUGAAAUAGUGAUCUUCACAGCUUCGAUUAAAAGCUAUGCAAAGGCCAUGAUCAACACCUUUGAUGCGGAUAACCUCAUCAGCCAUGUACUGACUCGGAAAGACUGUACUUGAAAAUAAAGGAGUGUAUUAUAAAGACAUCAGCAAGCUAGGAAGGCCCUUAAAAUAAUGUCAUAAUCGUUGACAACUACCCUUUGCUCUACAGCAAGCAUCGGGAAAAUGGUUUACCUAUAAAAACAUGGUUGGGUAAUGAUAAAUCUGAUGAAGAACUGAACAAACUAUCUCGAAUUCUCCAAAAGUUGUCCUCAAAAACAGACGUUCGAGAUUAUAUCAAGGAAUUAACCACUUGUUCGAAAAAGCAUGUUAGUGAUUACUCCCCCAAAGGCGAAUGAAUUAACUACAUAAAAGCUGAAUUCUUACUAUUUCCAACUACUAGGAAAUAAGCAAGCGAAGGUGAUUCCUCGGAGAAAAAUCACAAGGAGGUCAACAAGUAUCUCAACCCAGUUGAAAAAUUCAAAAUCUCAGAUAAGAAUGUGCAUGUCGACCAAAAUAUUCCCUGCCAAAGCAGGUUUGAUCCAGAAUUCUCCCCAAGUUGUAAAGACGGUGCUCAAGGAUCCGGUCAAGCAGAAAUUUUUAGCCAAGAUUUCGCAAGAGGCUUCCAAGUUACAGAGGGAAAGAUAUGCCAGAAUCAGAAGGAAGAACCCUAAAAUAUAUUUCUAGAAUAUUUAGACGCCCA
This is a messenger RNA of Moneuplotes crassus, 1101 nucleotides long. Lineage: Eukaryota; Ciliophora; Spirotrichea; Euplotida; Euplotidae. The record is from the annotation of a GenBank genome assembly.